Molecule: messenger RNA, 3361 nt
Organism: Paramormyrops kingsleyae
Lineage: Eukaryota; Metazoa; Chordata; Actinopteri; Osteoglossiformes; Mormyridae
Gene: slc22a6l
Product: solute carrier family 22 member 6, like
Biological process (GO): transmembrane transport
Cellular component (GO): membrane
Molecular function (GO): transmembrane transporter activity
Source: RefSeq, a predicted model, not a curated record
GUCUCCGUGCUGUACCGGUGAUGCGAUUCGCAUAAAACCGGAGACUGCACGUUAUUCUUUCCCAUAUCACAGAUAAGACGGCACCCGGGACCCCAGCCAGAUUAAAGUUACUUUAAUACAAAUUCGGGACAAGGAAUCAUUCCAUCAAGAACUGGGUCCAGAGGCUGAUUCUCCAUAAUUGGUCUCGAGAGGCUGGACCGGCAGGAGCAGUUCACGGUCACGUUCGCGCUUACAUUUGUGUUUUUGCGGACUCUUCUUCUGUUCAGUCAGAGCACCUCACACAGAGCUCGUCAGUAGCGACGGACUGUGGUUCUGCUCGAAACCCAAGCCUGUUGCUGUUAGUUGCUCCGCUGCUAUGGCUUUUGCAGACCUCCUGGAGCUGGUAGGCAGCACUGGACGUUUCCAGAUCAUCCACGUCACCCUGCUCUCCUUGCCCAUCCUCAUGAUGGCCAGUCACAACCUCCUCCAGAACUUCGUAGCCUUGGUGCCGCCCCACCACUGCCGGGCCCCAAAGAACUUCUCGGCGCCCCGUUUGGACCCCAGCCAGGCCGUCCGGCUCUUCGUGCCGCUGGAGGCCGACGGGCAGCUGUCGAAGUGCCGCCGUUACGCUACUCCUCAGUUCCACCUCCAGACCAGCAAUGCCAGCUCCAGAACUGCAGAUACCCCCAGCAAAGAUUUACAGGGAUGUGAAGAUGGCUGGGACUAUGAUACGAGCGAGAUGAGCUCCACCAUAAUAUCAGAGUGGGACUUGGUGUGUGACCGGCGCUCGUACAAGCAGAUGGGCCAGAGUGUUUACAUGGGAGGGGUUUUAGUGGGAUCAGUGGUAUUUGGAGGAUUGGCGGACAGGUUUGGCCGCCGGAUGCUGCUGCUGCUGUCCCACCUCCUGAUGGCCGUCUCGGGGACGUGUGCAGCCUUUGCCCCCUCUUUCCCCCUCUUCUGUCUCUUCCGCUUCCUUUGUGGCAUGGCGCUGUCCGGCAUGAUCCUCAACUCCUUCUCGCUCAUCUUAGAGUGGAUCCCCACGAAAGUGCGGACGGUCGUGGGCACUGCCACGGGAUACUGCUAUACCAUGGGCCAGCUGAUUCUGGCUGGGGUGGCUUACUUCGUCCGGGACUGGCGCUGGCUCACUCUGGCCGUCUCCAUGCCGUUCUACAUCUCCUUCCUCUACUCCUGGUGGCUACAGGAGUCGGCGCGCUGGCUCGUGCUGAGCAGGAAGCCGGAGCAAGCUGUGAAGAACCUGCGCGUCGUAGCCCACAUCAACGGACGCGAGGCGGAGGGGCGGCGAAUCAACGCUGAGAUGCUGCAGGAGUCGAUGAUGAAGGAGAUGUCUUGCUCUCGAGGAACUCACUCUGCAAUGGACCUGUUCCGCACAUCUGUCAUAAGAGUCAUCACCAUCUGCCUCAGUGCCGUCUGGUUCUCCACAAGUUUCGCCUACUAUGGCUUAUCCAUGGACCUCCAAAAGUUCGGAGUGGACAUCUACCUGAUCCAGGUGAUCUUCGGGGCGGUGGACAUCCCCGCCAAGGUCAUCGGCGUUGUGUGCAUGAGCAAAAUUGGCAGGCGGCCAUCCCAGUGUGCCGCCCUCAUCCUGGCCGGUGUCACCAUCCUCAUCAACCUGGCAGUGCCGUACGAAAUGCAGAUCCUGCGGACCAGCCUGGCCGUUCUGGGCAAAGGCUGCUUGGCUGCCUCCUUCAACUGCUGCUACUUGUACUCUGGAGAACUUUAUCCCACGGUCAUCCGCCAGAACGGGAUGGGCUGGGUCUCCAUGAUGGCGCGUGUUGGUGCGAUGGUGGCCCCCCUGGUCCUGCUUCUGGGGGAGACGGUGCCCUGGCUCCCUGGCCUCAUCUACGGGGGGGCGCCCAUUAUUGCCGGGAUAUUUGCCAUCUUCUUACCGGAAACACUGGCCGUUCCUCUUCCGGACACCAUUCAGGACAUGGAGGACAGAACAUACGGGAACCAGCCCUUCGAGAGCUCUUUCAAAGAGCAUGAGGUUCCCCUGAAAGAUCUCACCAGCUCAGUCCAGAAGGAAGAGAUUUGAGACGUCACUCCAGAGGGUCCAUGCAACCCAGAGGGGAAACCCUGGAACACGCAGAACUGUUUUAUUUUCCAUCAUGUUGCUACAUUUCUUUUUUACAUGUUUAAUUGCUGUCUCUAAAUUGCCUGUAAUGUAUGGUUGUGUGUGGGAGUGUGUGUAUGUGUAUGCCCAGUGAUGGACUGGCAUCCCGUCUGGGGGGCACCCCAGCCCUGUGCCCAGUGCUGACUGGGAGGACUGGCUCCAGGUCUUCUGCAAACCUUAACUGCACAAGUGGCUGGAAUGUGGGUGGAUAGUUUCAAAUUUCGGAUUAUUAUUAUUAUUAUUAAGUUUUAUUUAUACAGCACGUUUCAUACAUCUGAAUGCAGCGCACAGUGUGUUACAGAGAAGGCAAAUAAUAAAUAAUAAAAACAACAUAAUUACAGGGAUGUCCCUACAGUGACAAGACCAUACAAAUACAUGAGUGUCUGGUGUCUGAGCUCGUCUAAGGCCCAGAAACCCCCGGACAGUGAUGCUCAGGUGAUGCUAUAUUAUUUGCAUGGUGUACUCUCUUAUAUUUACUGCUGUAGAUUACAGUCUGUUAUACUAAUCCUGUUGUGGAUUUUAUGCAUGAGCAUUUGAAAUGCAUAUCCUGAUAGUCUGUGCAGUCUUCUCAAAUGAAACUAUAGUUUUGUUCUUGAAAUUUUGGAAGUUUUGGGUACAUUGAAUUAUAUGCAUGUGCAUUUUAAAAUAGUGUGCCCUAAGAUGGACUGUCAUCCCAUCCGGCCCUGUGACCACCAUAAGCCCCCCAUAAUCCAAAAUAAUUUAAUGUACUGCAUUUUCUGAGAAUGCUUUGAAGGUGCUGUUGGAAAUUAUGUAAAUAUCAAAUGAUUAUAUUUCAAUGAUUAUAUUUAUGAAUGCUGAAUGUUAUUUGCAUAUGGAAAUUUUCUUAUUUUGCAUACAGAAAAUUUGUUCUAUCAAUAUUUUGAAAAAUAUUUUCCAGUUAAUAUUCUCACCCUUGUCCACUGUGGGAUUUACAUGGAAAAUGUGAGUGAAGGUCCUGAGAUACACCAACUGUGUUAGGCUCACCAAGAUGAGUUUAGUGUCACUGUGGGCUAAGACGCCAGUUACACCUUAAAUAACCUGCUAUGGAAAUUCCGGAAAUUCAGUCUGAAUGGGAGAUUUAAACUGAACCCUACAGGUAAAAUCACCUGGCAAAUGGACAUUUCAAUAGCUGAGCUGCUCUGUUUUAUUCACCAUAACAUCUGCUGAGAUAGUUACUCAUACUAUACAAAUUUCAACAUAUGACCAUAUGCACACUGAAUCCAAAAUUAAAUCAUUAUUGUAGGACUUGAA